UCAUUUUGUUUGAAAAUUCGCAAAGGUCGAGAGCCCAUCGCUACUGGCGAACACGCAAUCGCGGUUGCACGUCACCUCGCGUCGCGACGUCGAACCACGGGACGAGCACGCGAGACGCCAUAUUGAGCGAAUGUUGAUUGAAUGCGGUUUAGGUGUUUACGCGGUUCGGAGUAAAACCCGUGGAAAAACGUUUCGAUUGCCGUACAGCCCGUUCAGAGUACUCGCGUACGAUCCACUUGGUGUGCCAGUUGCACCACGCGGUGAUAGAAUGAGCGGCAGCGACGUCGGGGACGGUCAAUGCAACAGGACGAGUGAAAGCAACGUAGCAGCGAUGGGUGACGUUCUCGCUAAGAAACACGCAGACGAUGCACCUCACGAUGGCUGCACCGACGCUGACGGCGAUCCCACGCGACAGGACGUGGAUCCUGUCGACGAUUACGGGGACGACGCUGUCAGGUCGCCUGUCGUCGCGGACGCCGUUCCUGUCGCGAACAUGACUUUGGAUGAAAGCACGAUUAAUGCGUUUAUCAAGGGUGCAAGAGAUCCAGAGAUCAUCGAGCACAGUCCAUUGAGGACAAGCUUGGAGACUGUUGUAGAUAAUUCGAGCAGUAGCUUGAGUAUAGAUAGUCCUUCCAGAGGGAAGGAGGCAUGUUCCUGUGAUACAUUCAAAGCAAAAAGAGAGCUGUUCAGAGAAGAGCUGCAGAAGGCCAUGAAGUUUCAGAACCUGUGGACUGAACUGAGACAACACAUACGAACCUCUUUCAAUGCUGCAUUGGAAGCCACCCGUACAUCAGGGAGCUUACAAUUGCAGCAGAGCGUGCUUUCUGUAGAUAACAUGCACGACAUUGUUCUACAACUGUGUAAGAGGGAUCCUCGUCAGUUGUUUAUGAGGCUAGUGAGUCAGGCACAGGAAUUCGUUGUAGAAGUAAAAGUUCGUUUGUUAGCUCUUCUACACGAUCGUAGUGUAAAUAACUUAGCAGAAAUUUUUCUUACAGGUCUUUUAGAUGAUUACGACGCGUUGAUAUCGACGGCUUCGCAAAUAUCUGAAUUAGUAAAACCUUUGAAGGAUCAUCUGUGCAAGUUUAAUUUGUCGUGGGAUUGUUUCAUUAAAAAGUUAUAUCAGAUCUAUGUAUACGACGACCCGUUGGUACAAAACAAUUUGCCGCCGUUCAUUGGACAGUUGAGGAAACUCUUGCCAUUGAAAGGCUCAGAAUACCAAGGCCUCGUUCAUCGAUAUUUGUCGUUUGACGACGAGAUGACGGUAAUCGGAGACCUGUGGCCAGAGACUGAGCCGUGGAUGGAUAAGUACAAUGCAGAACAAGCAGUUCGAAUGACCAGGCUCAGGCAAAUAAGGGAGGCGUGGGAAUUGUUUACAGCGACUAGGAAACUUAUGGAGCAGCGUAUGUUGAACAAGUCGCCCGAUAGUGGAAACGAAUUGCAAGAAGUCGACGGUCAACUUUCGACGCUUGCGUCACAAGCAAAAGUUGGUAUAUGUGAAAUGGAUAGUAGGCCUUUAAGUCCAACGCCAGAUUUUAGUUUGGAUUCGCUCAAUAUGCCCCCGAGUAUUGAGAUAGUUCAAAUCUUGUUAGAUGACUGGAAUAAAGCUCAACAUCAAAAGUUAGCCGACAUAGCCGGCGUACUGACGGCUACAGAUAUUUAUGCUAACGGCCAAGACGAUCCUGACUUUUUCGAUUACGCGCGCGCGACGUGUCAUCUAGCUCAAUUCGCGAUUAGAUCUGUCAGGGCUCAUAACGAAGGUGGGUGUUUGGAAAACAACGCGGAGGAAGGGAAAAGCUGCGAUUGUCACAUGUGUAUAGGACCCGCGGUGUCUCCAACCGUCAAUAAAAGUGAUACAGACAAUAUAGAAUUACCAUUAGAAAAUCCUUUUCCACAGCUCACGAAUGGUUUUUUAGAAGACACGGCCAAUUGUUCCGCGACACAGGUGAAGAAAAAAGUGGAGGAGGUGGAAACGGUGGAAGCGGAAAGCGACGGAAAGGAGGUGAAGAACGUACAAGAGGAUACCGAUUUGAGAACGUCCGAACCGCAACCGUGUUCAUGCGUGUAUCAGCACGCUAGGGAGAUAACGGAGAGGAAGAGGGAGGUUCUGGAGAAUCCUCCUUGUCCCUGUCUGUUGAACUCCAAACGGAAGUGGGAUACUUGUCCCUGUUUGGCAAAAUCUGUACCUGAUAUGGUCGGAUUGAAUAAUCAUCCAAAGCCGGUAUCACCUUCCGCCGUGAAGACUAACCAAGAAUCAAAUAAACCAGCAGUGAAAACUGGUUCUACGCAGUCUGCUCAAACACAGACGAGACAUUCUACGACGCAGACGCAGAAUACCACUCACAAUCACGCAACACAUCAAGGUACCGCUCAUCCUCCGCACACGCACGGACUUCUUCCAGACUUGGUGAAAAACACGGGUACUCCUCAUAGACCUCACGCGCACACCAACCAUUCGUCGCACGCGUGUCACAAGCAGGCCAAUGUCGAGCACAUCAAGCGAGUGUCGUGUAAUGACCUAAGUUCCGGAGACGGUGAUUGUUCGGAUUCCGGAAGCAGUCAAGAGGACUCUUGCUCGACCAGUAGUUCGGCACAAAGAGACUCAAGUAGGCAUUGUGACUGUUGUUACUGUGAAGUGUUUGGGCAUGGAGUUGCUUCUGUGGCGCCGGUUAGUCGAAACUAUAAUGAAAUGAGGGAAAGGUUACGGCAGUUGUUGACUAAGAAACAGGCGAAAAAGUGUAAAGCCGCGUGUAGUCCUUCGAAGAGCUCGUCGGAGUCCUUGUCGACGAAUCCCAACACGGAAACGAAAGCGAUAACGAAUUCGGCGCCUAGAUCGAACACUCCAGUCUCGACCACCUCCACGGUGCAGCCUGAUCAACGAGAUCAGAGGGACUUGGAGGAAUUGCUCGAAUUCAUCGAAGGGAACCAGAAUGGGAAGAAGGAUAAUAAUAAGAAGGCUGAGAAGAAGGCCAGACAGAAGCAACGGAAGUUGGAGGAGAAGCUUAAAAGAGACAGACAAGAGGCGGAAAGACAGAAACUGAUAGAGUUGCAAAAAAAGACGCCGGAAGUUACGAUCACGGUCGUAGAUCCGCAGAAACCCGUUCCUCAAAGAUUGCUACCUCGGUGUAAUCUACCCGAAGUAUCUAUUUUACCUACGUCACCGCCAGUAGCAUUGCCGACUGUAAAGCAAUUAAGUAAUAAAAAGAAAGACAAGCAAGAAGUCUAUAGCAAUAGUAGUAACACUAGUAGCAGUAGCUGUAGCAGCAGUAGUAGUAGUACAAGUAGUAGUAUAAACAGCAAAACGAAGACUGCACCUGUGAAUACGAAUCUAAAGAACAAAAGUAUUAAUAUCAGUAAGCUCGAGAAAACGGCGGUGUCUAGCCAAACGAAUAAGACGGUCGCCAAAAAUGACAAAGUUGACGUUGGCAAUAAAACGAACAAAACGCAGACCAGCAACAGCGCGAGCGGCAAGCAAAACACGAGCAAUACCGCGGAGAAAUCGCUGCCUGUUGAUUCGACCGAUAAGAAAUUGACGAAGAAGGAGAGGAAGAAGCUGAAGAAACUGGAGGAGACGAAAGCGAAAGAGGUGAAGAAACCGGUUCAGGCGGAGACCCAGCCGCAAAUCGUGACCAUUAAGAGGGUCAUGGAGUCGAACAGCACCGAGCCUACAGUCACGAUCACGCUGAAAGGUCAAACACCAGCCGAGGAUAAGGUUUUAUUCACGCUGGUGAAUGGACAGACUAAGGAGGUCGCUCUCCCGAAGAUGGAAAACGAACAGAACCAGAACAUCAGCGGGAAGAAGAAGAAGACCAAAGCAAAUAACAAUAACAAUAAUAACACAAAUAACAACAACUCGUUGCAACAGGGAAACAAGUUGCAACAGACGAACAAUUCGAAGCAACAGAGCCAGAAUAAAAUUUGCGAUAACAAGAACGCGAAGCAGCAAACAAAUAACGACAAGCCCAAAGGGAAACAAGUAGACGAGAAGAAGCUUCAGCAGCAGAGUAUAACCGAGACGAAGACGAAAUCCAAGAAGGAUAAGAAGAACACGGAGAACAAGGAGAAUGUGCUACAGCAAAACACAGUGAACAAAAACAAGAAUCAACAACAGAGCGUGUCUAGCAAGAAACAGACUAAAAUAAAUACUCCUCCUCAGACACCGGUUUCUCAGAAGACGCAGAACACGACGAACGAGAACCAGAAGAAAUCGAAAGGGCAGCAACAGGAUAAAAACGGUCAGUUGAAUUCUGCUAAAAAUAAUAAAAGUAUGAGUGCCAACACCGCGAGCAAGCAAACGAAGAGUGAUAAUCAGAAGACGCAGAGCAAGACGCCAGGUCAGAUGACGAUCAAACAAAGACCAGAGGUACAACCAGCUUCCACGGAGCGAGUCAACUCGCCCCUGAGCAGUCAGUUCAAAGACAUCAGCGCGAAUUCCAAGAUUAACAUAGAGAACUUAAAGUUACCACCAGGUAUCACGAUAACGAAGGUUGACGCGCCAGCGAAACCUUUGCCUAUAAGAUCAGCACCGCUUCCCAAGCCUGUGAAUCCUCCCAAGCAAACCACGAUCAUCGCUGCACCGAUGAGUGGCGUUCAGUCGAGCUACGCGAGUCCUCAGGCGGGUGGAAACGUGAUCGUCGUGGAUACUGGGAAAUUAAAGCAGGAUCUCCUCCCCAAACCUGCGGAGAAGGACGUGCCUAAAGAAACGCCACAGACCCAAAGCACCACCAGCAAGAAAAAGAAGAAGAAGAACAAAAAUGCACCGAACUCUGGCAACACCAUCAACCAGACAAUGGCGCAAAACAGUGAUCCCUUCGCCAACGAUCACAUAGAUGAACCAGCUAGAAUCCUUCACAAUCCCAACACGAACACGGUGACCAUAAGGAACCCAGCGUUUGGUCCGAUGAAAGUACCACCAACCCAACAGGCAGCUAUUAUAAAAGUGUCAGAGAACGGUAUGGUGACUAUCAGGAGUCCAGCGUUGCAGCAGGCUAUCAACGCAGGCCUGACAUCGCCACCGAAACCCGAUUACAUAGUGAAAGGCGACUUGUCGUCCAGACCACCGACGGAGAACGCAAACCUGAAGCACGUGAACGGUAUCAUCCCGUCGAGCCUGGCGGAACUGCGAAGCAGACUGAACCCGGACUGCGCGACUCUCAACGGUCUAGCUAACAUUCAGAUCAGCAAAGUGACCAACGGUCAACCGAUACCCGAGAACGGGAUCAACCUGAAAGGAACCAGCGUCACCCUGACGAAGGUAAGGACCGACACGAGCAUCAAGGACGUUCAGAGCGCAAAAACGACGGGCAGAGAAGCGAUAAACACCUCGUUACCGGCCACCACCACUGGGAAGAGCAAGAAAAAGAAAAAACGCGGCGCUGGCGCGCGACAAUGCGGAGAUGACUGGAACCUCGUUGAGAGCGUAUUCACGCCCAAAGAUAUAGACCUCGAGGACGGAGAGAUGGACGACGUCGAGCGCGAGCUGGAAGCCUUCAAGAGGUUUUGUCUGCAGUCCGUGCCGCCGCCACGCAAGGAGAAGGUCAAUCUCAACAUCAAGGACAUCGUUCUGAAGAAGAAAUCAUCGUCGUCGUCGUCGUCGUCCUCGGCGGCCGCCGCAGUCAUCGCCGCGAAUUGAUUUCUCUCGACGCUAAAGCUUAGAUGCAUCCACUCCCUCGCCCCCCCUCUAUUUGUGUUGGCUUGAAGCAGAGUUAACGGGGGAGUCCGUAUCGGGAACGAGAAACCAGCGUCAUCCGAGUUUAGGGAAACGCACCGAAGUUGAGCAAUUUGUAAUUCAGAUUUACGUGAUUAAUUGUAAAUCUGUAAUCGCGAUUAAAGGCUGACGAAUAAUCGUAUCAGCUCCGAAGAAUUAAAAAUUACUACUUCUGACAAUUGCGAGCGUUUACUGUGCGAGAGUAGUCAAAGUGCUCAACUUUGAGUCGCAUAUCGCACGGUCAGACAAUAAGAUAUCAUUCGCCGAUUGUUAACCGCAAUUUGUCUGUUGAUUUGAAUCGAACGCGAGAGUAGCGUCACCUGCGCGAAUCCUGGGACUCCCCUUCGCGAGGGAAGUUACCACGUGCGUUGGCCCCUUAGCCCCCUCAGUUAAGAUUUUAGUCGAGCUAUCGAACCGUACCGGACGACGAACAAGAGCAUUAAACGUUCGCGUCGAUACAAUUGUUACGGAGCUAGGUUGGCUAACCUAUCGCGCGCACGACCGAAUUAUACUAAAAGAAACUUUAUUGUACUCGAUGUUUUUUCUUCUUUCUUUCUUUCUUUUUUUUUUUUUUAAGUUCUUCAACGAAAACUCCGUUGUUUUUGCAUCGAGCCAAUCACCGACGAACAUUGUAAUACUGCCACGGUCGAUGUGCGUGAAACUUCGACAACGGUGUUGCGCUUGUAGUUGUUGAGAACGAUCGUUGCGAAAGCGUGAAAGAAAAGUAAAAGUAUAGCAAUAGACUAGGGCAGUCACCGCGGUACGACGCUGAGAACGUCGUUGACGAGGGGAACAAUCGUUUUUUGCUGUCGUUGUCGUCGCGUCGGUGCCCAGUCGACCUCGUAUUUUGAACAUAGCAAACGAUCGUUUAACGAUAGCGAUCCUUCCAUGCGGAGAUACACCGGAAUGGGACACGUUUUAGGUACGAUGUGCCAUGAUGGGUGACGUUUGUUCUCGAGACACAGCGAGCCGUAGGUAUAUAAUAUAUUAUAAAUGUAAAGUGUAUGUAUGUAUAUGUAUAUCUAUAAAUAUAGUAGGAACGAAUUUUCCCGUCGAGGCUGGUGUGAUUGAUCGGCCAAUUAUUCGAUCGCGGGAACGAUCGUGAUUCGAUCGAUACCUAAUCGAGACUUAGCGCGAUGGUAUCGUUCUUCGUCGUAUCGAUAACGCGCGAAUACGUUUGUCGCUGUAAUACCGACGAUCGAGUAAUCGCGUCGCCACGAUCGUGAUCGCGGGCUUAAAAGCACACACUUCUCGAUCGACAAUUUAUGUCCGACACGCGACACCACCGCAGACACUUACACGGAGACACCUUCUUUUUUUUCAAUAAAAGCAAAUACGCAUUUUUACCGAA
Molecule: messenger RNA, 7055 nt
Organism: Hylaeus volcanicus
Lineage: Eukaryota; Metazoa; Arthropoda; Insecta; Hymenoptera; Colletidae
Exons: 18
Coding region: 131-5629 (1832 amino acids)
Source: RefSeq, a predicted model, not a curated record